Messenger RNA from Megalops cyprinoides (Indo-Pacific tarpon), 1831 nucleotides. RefSeq names its product nucleobindin 2b (gene nucb2b). The record is from RefSeq and is a predicted model, not a curated record. The transcript has 13 exons. Gene Ontology annotation, molecular function: calcium ion binding. NCBI's taxonomy places the organism in Eukaryota, Metazoa, Chordata, Actinopteri, Elopiformes, Megalopidae. Gene Ontology annotation, cellular component: endoplasmic reticulum-Golgi intermediate compartment; extracellular exosome. Bases 135 to 1469 code for a protein of 444 amino acids.
GGAAGGAGUACGGUUGAGAAUAACAACUAAACAGAAGCUUCCCUCUGAUGAAGCGAGACUAGAGUGAAUGAAAGGAUCGAGUAAAGAACAGCGGAGGAGACUUAAAAUAGUUUGACAGCUAGCCAUCCAACAAAAUGUGGUGGAGCGGGGGCCACUGUCACCGCUGCUUAGUGCUGGUGAGCCUAUUUAUCUGCUCAGAGGCAGUGCCUAUCAGUGUGGACAAAACGAAAGUAAAGCUUCCGGAGGAGAAGGUCCAGGAGCCGCCACAGAGCGUGGACACUGGACUGCACUAUGACCGUUACCUCAGGGAAGUCAUUGAUUUUCUGGAAAAAGAUCAACAUUUCAGAGAAAAGCUCCACAACACAGACAUGGAGGACAUAAAGCAAGGGAAGCUAGCCAAAGAGCUAGACUUUGUUAGUCACCAUGUGAGGACGAAACUGGAUGAGUUGAAAAGGCAAGAGGUGAGCCGACUACGGACAUUGAUCAAAGCCAAGCAAGACCUUGAAGGAGGGAAAGAUAUGGCCGUGGACCACCAGGCUCUCCUCAAACAGUUUGAAUACCUGAAUCACAUGAACCCACACACCUUUGAAGUGGAGGACCUGGAUAGACUGAUUAGAUCGGCAACGAGCGAUUUGGAGAACUACGACAAGGAGCGCCAUGAGGAGUUCAAGCGCUAUGAGAUGAUGAAGGAGCAUGAGCGAAGGGAGCACCUGAAGACGCUGGAUGAGGAAGGCAGGAAGAAGGAGGAGGAGCAUUACGAGGAGAUGAAGAAGAAGCACGCUGACCACCCCAAAAUCAACCACCCGGGCAGUCAGGACCAGCUGAAAGAGGUGUGGGAGGAGGCUGAUGGUCUUGACCCUGAUGACUUUGACCCAAAGACCUUCUUCAACCUGCAUGACACCAAUGGUGAUGGCUUCUUUGAUGAACAGGAGCUGGAGGCACUGUUUACCAAGGAGCUGGAGAAGAUCUACGACCCCACCAAUGAGGAAGACGACAUGGUCGAGAUGGAGGAGGAGAGACUGCGCAUGAGGGAGCAUGUCAUGAAUGAGGUUGACAGCAACAAAGACAGGCUGGUCUCUUUAGACGAGUUCCUGGUUGCCACAAAAAAGAAGGAAUUUCUAGAGCCAGAAAGCUGGGAGACUCUUGAACAAAACCAAGCAUAUACCGAGGAGGAGAUGAGGGAAUUUGAAGAGCAUCUGGCCAGGGAGGAGAAGGACCUGAAUCAGAAAUCAGUGGACCUUCAAAAACAGAAGGAAGAGCUGGAGAGGCAACAGGAGCAGCUGAAUGCACAGAAACUGGAACUUCAGCAGGCAGUGGAACAUAUGGAAAGGUUAAAAACUCAAAAAGUAGAGCCUCCUGUAGAGGUUCAAGUUCUCGACUCAGAUGGAGGAAACGCUGCCCCAGUGCCACCUAGCAACAGCCAGCCUCUACCCCCGGGCCACUUGCAGGAGACGCCCACGCACUCAUAGCUGACAAAACUGCAUGUGUGUGUGGAACCACAGCCCCGGUGCCACACAUGCAUGCAUACCUGCAAUAACCAGCAAACCAAUCAAAAUAGAGAUUUCAUUGUGCCCCUCCUCCAGUCACAGCCUGUCAAUUUCAUGCUUGCCAUUGGAAAAGUGGGCAACACCAGCUGAUCACUGAGAACCAAGAUGCUUUGGACCAGUGGUUCUAUUACCAGUUCAUGCUGGGUUGUGCACUAUAUGCAUAAAAAUACGCACAGUCCCUUCUGGGCAAUGCUGUCAUUAUAUGCUGGUUCCUGAAAAUGUGUUUUAAUUUUUGUCUUUUUAUUUCAAGAGUAUCCCCAUUAUUCUCCCAGCUAUGAUUGUGA